UCCAACGGAGCCAUAUGAGGUGAACCUGCUUGAGUCUCGCUCUGGCGGAUCAUUGUGGAUGUGGUGGGAGCGUGUGGUGUGACAGCGGCCGCUCUCCGUCUGGUCUAGCCAGCUGAAUUGACCGGAGCGUUUCUUCAGGUAGGCCGCGGACUGCUUGAGUCCGUGUUGGAGUGGAUGCGGGAACGCUGAAGUUUCUUCCAUCAUGUCGGAAUCGCUCCGUUAUUUUUAGCGAGCACAGAGAACGACUCGUAUCUAAGUGGCCUGUUGUCUUGAAGCGGAUCCAUGGAGCAGUGGCAGGACGCCGCCUCUCAGCAGGUCAGGCAGCUGAGCAGCCGCCUGAAUGAGAUGGUCACCCGUGGACUGGACGUGCUGCGCACGGAGCUCGGCGUGGACCUCGGACUGAAGCCUGAGCUCAUCCCGCCAUGGGCGCUGCUGUUAGCGGCGUGCUCUGGACUCGUGCUGAUGGUCGUCCUGUGGGCCUCGCUCUUCCGAGCGCUCUUCAAGAAACGACCGGUGCCGAACCCUUCGGACGAAGUUAAUGAGCUAAAGCGAGGUUUGGCCAAACCCGUUAAAUCCGAGGAGCCAAAGAAAAAGAAGAAGAAAGCGGAGAAGAAGGCCCAGCCGAACGGGAGGGCCGUGGCUGAAUCACAGGAGGAGGCCAUAGUUCCUGACGAGCGAGUGCCACAUCACCAACCGCCCCCUCCUGAAACCAAGACCGAUAAGGCUGCAGAGGCAAGUGUCAGCUCCUCUCCAGUCAACCGCCAUGGUCCACAGGUAAAGAAGUCCAAGAAGAAAGCCAAACAGGUUGCCAAGGAGACAAAGUCUGGGACUGCAGAUGGGAAAGAACCAGAAGAAGGCACAUGGGAGACCAAGGUCAGCAACAAGGAGAAGCGUGAGCAACGCAAGAAGGACAAGAACUCCAGCGAUGGCUCGGCCAGUCCAGGUGGAGGAGACUCUCUUGCGAGUGCUCCACCAGAGCAGACCAAGGUUUCUGCAGCACCAGCCCCUGCCCCAAGCCAGAAAAAGAAAAAAGGAGAAUCUAAACAAAAGGCUGAGAAGGUUGACACUGCUGUUCCUCAAGUGACGACAAACAGCAGUGAGACUCCUGCUGUGGUUUCUGCUGCUGUCACCAAGAGGGCAGUGAAGGUUCCGUCUCACAACGUCACUCCCAAGAUGGUCCCGUGGACAGGCAACAGAGAGCCACCAUCACUGUGGGGAGGAGAUAUUGAUGAGUCGUGGACUGUGAUCGACCGGGGGAUGCAGCCUGCCGACCUGGGCCUGGUGUCCUUCUCCAAGCUGGGUGUUGCGUCUGAGUCUCAGCCUGUGAAUGACCUGACCUGGCUCAGUCAGCCCCGAGUGGACGACGAGUGGUCUGGAAUCAAUGGCGGCGCAGUUGACCCCAGCUCGGACUGGAACGCCCCAUCAGAAGCAUGGGGGAACUAUGAGGAGCCCACCCUGCUCCAACCCCCACUGGUUAAGGAGCAGACUAACCACGAGCAGGUGAAGGCUAAUCUGCUUGUUUCAGCCGCUGAUAAUGAUGAAGAUAAAGAUAAUGGAGACAAUUCUGCUGAUGGAGCAGCCAAAACAAAAAAGAAAAAGAAGAAGAAGAAGAAGGCUGCAGAAGAAGGAGGGGUCUCCGGACAGGGUGAUGUGCCAGAGAAGAAGGAGGAACCUGCUGCCCCGGUGAAAAAGCAGCCACCAUCUGCUCAGGAAAAAAACGCCACCGUCCAGCAUGUCAAAGCAGCUGUUGAGGCAAAAGCUGAACGACCAGUGAAGGAACACAUAUCCCAGAAGCCCGCAGUCACACAAGUGCCACAGAAACCAACUGAUGGAGAACCAACUGCCAAGCAGAACAACUGUCCUGCUCCAGUGCAGCAAAAAAAAGCUGAGGAGAGCCAACCGCCCAAGCCUGCAAAGAAGAAGAAGGUCAGGAGAGAGACAUGAGGCAGCCCAGCCUGCGGACCAUCGUAUGCAAAGACUUGAUAUCCUGUCUGAUAUGCAACACCUUUUCAGAGAAGAACUUUGGCCUGAGACUCUGUCAGGGGCUCUCGCCCAAACCUGUCUGGAGAACAAGUUUUUAUACAUACGGCGCGCGUGCGCCGGCCACGAUGAUCAAGGCGCCGUGCGAUCCAACGUCAUCCGCUGUGAAUGAAUUUUCAGUCUUCUGCCUCUGUCCUUAAUUCCACUGAAUCAAUUAACUGAAGGAACUGUCUUGUAGAAAUUAGAAUAGUAAAUACUGAUCAUGUUUAGAAAUGUACGGUUGUGGCUUCUGACCGGAGCGGAUGGUUCCCCCCCUCCCCGACACACUGGGACAUCGGACUCGCUCAUCAGCGUCUUCACCGCUGAGACGGUUCUCCAGAUUCAAUGUUGUGGUCAACUUGGACACUCAACGGGACGUAAACAGUUGUGACAAAAUGGACAUGAGCAUUAUUGAAUGCUGUAAAGGGAAACAUGUCUGCUUUGUAACUCUUGAUUUUAAAUUGCCUAAAUAUCUGUGAUGACCUACAUUUCUUCUGACCUGCUUCAUCUUGUGUCUGGCGUGGCUCUGUCUUCUGACCCUCUGUGACUCUGAGGCCCUCUAGCUUCGCCGCUGAACCGUCUCCGUGAUUUUCAACUGUGGUCGAUUCAAAAGAAUCUUUUGUAAAAACCUGUUUGUAAUAAAAGAAAGCUGAAGCCAUAUGUAAAACCAAGAGAUGAUGCCGACUUUUGUUGACGUCAUAUACAAACGGUAGAUCCACAUCUGUGUUGCUCCUUAAUGUAGUGACACGUUCAUUAACAGCUCUUUGAAGAUGCUUGAAAAAUAAACCUGUCAUUUCUAAUGUCUUGAGAGGGUUGCA
Molecule: messenger RNA, 2837 nt
Organism: Synchiropus splendidus (mandarinfish)
Lineage: Eukaryota; Metazoa; Chordata; Actinopteri; Syngnathiformes; Callionymidae
Product: protein LYRIC-like
Exons: 13
Coding region: 283-1944 (553 amino acids)
Biological process (GO): positive regulation of angiogenesis; negative regulation of apoptotic process; positive regulation of canonical NF-kappaB signal transduction
Cellular component (GO): nucleus
Molecular function (GO): transcription coregulator activity
Source: RefSeq, a predicted model, not a curated record